Messenger RNA from Oryza sativa Japonica Group (Japanese rice), 711 nucleotides. RefSeq names its product cytochrome P450 76T24. The record is from RefSeq and is a predicted model, not a curated record. NCBI's taxonomy places the organism in Eukaryota, Viridiplantae, Streptophyta, Magnoliopsida, Poales, Poaceae. Gene Ontology annotation, molecular function: heme binding; iron ion binding; oxidoreductase activity, acting on paired donors, with incorporation or reduction of molecular oxygen.
AUGGGGAAGCUAGUAGCGCGUGCCUAUGGGAUCAUCGACGAGCUUCUUGCUCGGCGGAAGGGUGGCCGUGAAGCCGGCGAGCCGCGGAAGGAUGACAUGCUGGACGUGGCGCUCGAUAACGAAGACGAAUGGAAGAACAACAAUCCUGUGAUUGACCGUAAUAACAUCAAGGGACUCAUCGCGAAGGUGAAGGACGAGUUUAGGAGAGUUUUGGGUACUAGAACAGAGAUAGAGGAGUCUGACAUUAGCCAGCUUCCUUACCUCCAAGCUGUACUAAAAGAAACGCUCCGGCUCCACCCAAGUGUCCCAAUGACGUACUACAAAGCAGAGGCUACAGUGGAAGUGCAAGGCUAUAUUAUUCCCAAAGGCACCAACAUCAUACUGAAUAUUUGGGCGAUCCAUCGCAAGCCUGACGUGUGGGCUGAUCCUGAUAGGUUUAUGCCGGAGAGAUUCAUGGAGACGGACACCAAUUUCUUCGGCAAGCAUCCCGAGUUCAUCCCGUUUGGUGGCGGACGGCGGAUCUGCCUUGGUUUGCCACUGGCGUACAGGAUGGUUCAUAUGGUUCUUGCGUCACUGUUGUUUCACUUCGACUGGAAGCUUCCAGAAGGAGCCGAGAAAGAUGGUGUGGAUAUGAGAGAGAAGUAUGGGAUGGUGCUUCACAAAGAGACACCACUCAAAGCCUUGGCUAUUGAAACGUAUAAUCGCAAGUAA